Messenger RNA from Hypomesus transpacificus, 879 nucleotides. It is a transcript of the gene prl2, whose product is annotated as prolactin 2. Gene Ontology annotation, biological process: positive regulation of receptor signaling pathway via JAK-STAT; response to nutrient levels. Gene Ontology annotation, molecular function: hormone activity. NCBI's taxonomy places the organism in Eukaryota, Metazoa, Chordata, Actinopteri, Osmeriformes, Osmeridae. The record is from RefSeq and is a predicted model, not a curated record. Gene Ontology annotation, cellular component: extracellular region. The transcript has 5 exons. Bases 88 to 777 code for a protein of 229 amino acids.
GGACCCUUGCCUUAAACUUUGUACCACUUUAAAUAGCCAGCCUCCACAGUCCAUCUCCAGCAGCACAGGAUCCAGCCAGCCAUCAGAAUGUCAAGGAACUUCACGCCAGUGUCAGUGGUCCUCAUGAUCUUGGUGUGUUUGGAGCUGCGUUCCCGGCUGUGCCAGGUCAGCGGAGCUCCUAUCUGUGCCCACGGCCAGACGGGGUGCCACAUCCUCUCACUGGCAGACCUGUUCGAACGAGUCAUCCAGCACUCCGCUAGGAUGCACGGAAUCUCCAGUGACCUGCACUCUGAAUUCGAGCAUUACUUCCUCCCCAGCAAGAAUCACAUAGGCAACCGCAUCUGUCACACCUCAUCCAUCCUUACGCCAACUGGAAAGGAAAAUGCGCAGAGACUGACUAGAGAAGAGCUGGCGGAGGUGAUUCUGAAGCUGCUGGUGGCCUGGAGGGAUCCUCUUCGGCAGUUCCAUCAGAACAUAGCUCACCACCACGACUUCAACAACUUCAGCUCCAACAAGGCUCUGGAGAUGAGCGACAUGGUGCACGAGCUGCGCAAGGGUGUCGAAAAGGUGGCUGAGAAAAUGCAGCACCUAGGCAUGAUAAGUAACUCCCUCAGCGGCAUGUCGUCUCCGGAGGCGUUGGUUCAGUCGUCCGUCAGCGACAAGUCCCGUCUGAUGAGCGACCACGACUUGCUGUUUUGCUUCCGCCGAGACUCCAACAAAGUUCAGAACUACCUGAAGAUCCUCAAGUGUGGCAUCGUCCCGGAGCACGGCUGCUGAGACGCCCGUCCUGCUGAACACUCACGCCAGCCCCACGUCAUUCCCCGUCCGUCCCCCUCCUCUUUGUCAGCUGUAUGCUCGCCGCUUACACAGGCCUUGUUC